Drosophila pseudoobscura is the source of this 3219-nucleotide messenger RNA. RefSeq names its product phosphatidylinositol-binding clathrin assembly protein lap (gene lap). The transcript is spliced from 16 exons. Gene Ontology annotation, molecular function: SNARE binding; phosphatidylinositol-4,5-bisphosphate binding; 1-phosphatidylinositol binding. Gene Ontology annotation, cellular component: clathrin-coated vesicle; extrinsic component of presynaptic endocytic zone membrane; synaptic vesicle. NCBI's taxonomy places the organism in Eukaryota, Metazoa, Arthropoda, Insecta, Diptera, Drosophilidae. The record is from RefSeq and is a predicted model, not a curated record. Bases 475 to 2967 code for a protein of 830 amino acids. Gene Ontology annotation, biological process: synaptic vesicle budding from presynaptic endocytic zone membrane; clathrin coat assembly; clathrin-dependent endocytosis.
UAUAUUGCAUCGAUAGGUCCGCGCGUGGUCACACUGUUUGUGGCACAAGAAAAAUACAGAAUUAUUAAAAUUAAAAAAAAGCCUCGCGUUGCAGCGUAAGGGCACCGGUUAGAGAGUGCAAUCAAGAACGCGGCGUUAAAUUGUGCCCAGCUGCUGCUGAUCGAAUCAGAUUCCUGUGCUGUUGUCCUCCUCCUCAAUUGUGUCGGUCGUGGCGUUCGCGUAGCAAAAAUUUCUAUAACAGUUCUCAAUCAAUCAAUACCUCUCUCUCGCUCGCUCGCUCUCUCUGUCUCUCUGCCCUGUCUUUCGCUGUACGUGCGUGCUUUUGUGUGUGUGUGUGUGUCAGUGUUUUUCUGUUUGUGCGUGUGUAGUGUUGUGUCGUCCACUCCUUGGGUGCAUAAUUAAAUUAAUCAAAUAAAUCAAAAAUCAACGUGUUGAAACCGAGAAGAGCAGCCACCGUGCAAGAACAGCUUCAUCAUGACCAUGGCAGGGCAAACAAUCAACGACAGGCUGCUAGCAGCCCGUCACAGCCUUGCGGGCCAAGGACUGGCCAAGUCCGUAUGCAAGGCCACCACUGAGGAAUGCAUUGGGCCGAAGAAGAAGCAUUUGGAUUAUUUGGUGCACUGCACAAAUGAGCCGAAUGUAUCGAUACCUCAUUUGGCCAAUUUACUUAUCGAGCGUUCACAGAACGCCAACUGGGUGGUGGUCUACAAGUCGCUGAUAACCACACAUCAUCUGAUGGCAUAUGGCAAUGAGCGCUUCAUGCAAUAUUUAGCAUCAAGCAAUUCUACAUUCAAUCUCAGCUCCUUUCUGGACAAAGGAACUGUGCAAGCAGAUGGUGGCAUGGGCGUUCCAGGUGGCAGAAUGGGUUACGAUAUGUCCCCAUUCAUACGACGCUACGCCAAGUAUUUGAAUGAAAAGUCGCUCUCCUAUCGAGCCAUGGCCUUUGACUUUUGUAAAGUCAAACGAGGCAAAGAGGAGGGCUCAUUGCGGAGCAUGAAUGCGGACAAACUCUUAAAGACUUUGCCAGUUUUGCAGGCACAAUUGGAUGGACUUUUAGAGUUUGAUUGCCAGUCCAAUGACUUGUCCAAUGGCGUCAUUAAUAUGAGUUUCAUGCUCUUAUUUCGCGAUCUCAUCCGUCUGUUUGCUUGCUAUAACGAUGGCAUCAUCAAUUUACUGGAGAAAUACUUUGAUAUGAAUAAAAAGCUUGCACGCGAUGCAUUGGAUCUCUAUAAGAAGUUUUUGGUUCGCAUGGAUCGUGUGGGGGAAUUUUUAAAGGUGGCAGAGAAUGUGGGCAUUGAUAAGGGUGACAUACCUGAUUUGACCAAGGCCCCAAGCUCUCUUUUGGAUGCCUUGGAGCAGCAUUUGGCCACGCUGGAGGGUCGUAAAGUAUCUGCCGCCAACACGCCCACGCAGUCUUCGAGUAGCCAUCAACGCAAUGUAAAAUCCGCUGUAUCUGCCCUUUCUUCUACCAGCUCUGCUUUCGGCACUGCGGCCGCUUCCAGUAAAUUCGAUGCCACCAAUGGGAUUGAUGAGCAGCUUAAGGCACAGGUUCUGGCCGAAGAGGAGGCCGCCAUGAAUCAGUACAAAUCCAAGGUAUCGUCGCCCACUAGUAGCGGUGCUGCUGGCUCAAGCGCUGCACUAACAAAUCCAUUCCUAUCGUCACCGCCAGCCUCAUCGGCUGGCCAGCCGAUAGUUGAUCUGUUUGGUGCCGCGUCGGCACAGCCCGCUGCUGCUGGAGCAGCGUCCCACCACCACCAGGCGCCACAGGCCACCACCAAGGCCUCUGACGAUUUGUUGCAGUUGGGCAAUCCCUUUGCCGAUAUGUUUGAAGCCAGUGCCAGUGCUGGCGGCGGCGGCUCUAACGCUGCAGGAGGUGCCACAGGUGCUACACUUAAUGCCAAUAAUUUGUGGAUGCAUAAUAACGGUUUCAAUGGCGCUUCAGUCUCCUCCGCUGCUGCAACAAAUGCAUUCGUUUCCGAUAGUAAUUUCUCAUCCGUUUUUGGUAACACGGAACCAACAGCAUCGAUGCCGUUGCCCCCCAAUCCAUUUUUCGAUGACGCAGUCUCUGUUGCACCUGUUGCUGCAACACCCUUCGGCGGCAAGAACAUUUUCAUGGAUCAGCAGCAACAGCAUCAGCAGCAGCAAGAAAUCUUCUACAUGCAACAGCAGCAACAACAACAACAGCAGCAGCUGCAGCAACAGCAACAGCUGCAACUUCAACAACGACAGCGGCUGCAGCAACAGCAACAGCAAGAAUUUCCACCAGGUUUCGAUGCUUUGGGCGAUGUACUGAAGCCAGCUUCAGCCAGCAAUCAAAUGAACGUUGUCGCCACCACAGGUGUCUAUCCGAGCGGCAACAGCGGCGGCAACUCGAUCCUUGCACUACAGCAGCAGCAGUACCUCUUGGGGCAGCAGCAGCAUCAGCAAGUGCCACUGCAACACCAGCAACUCCAGCAGCUACAGCAGCAGCAGAUGCAUAUGCAGCCGCAACAGCCGCAGCCAGCGGGCACUGGGAAGAUAAUUACCGGCGAUUUGGAUAGUUCACUAAUGUCACUAGUUGAUAACUUAAAUAUAAAUAAAACGGCAAGUGCAAAACCUGUGCAAUGGAAUUCACCUAAAAAUACAGCGAAACCAGGUGCUAAUUGGACACCACAACCAAUGGCGGCUACAACUGGUGCUGGCUAUCGUCCAAUGGCACAUGGCAUGACCGUAAGUCCUGCGCCAAUCACAAUCAAUCAUCCGUAUAUACAAGCUAGUUAUCCUGUAAUGCCAAAUUAUAUGCAGGGGAUGCCGGUGAUGGGGCAAGCCCCUUUGACUGGGGUGCAACCGACGAUGAUGUCGGCGCAAAGUAAUUCCUCAACGGGAGCAGCAGCAGGAGCGACGGGCGGCAUCAUGCAGCCCAUGCAGCCGACGCAGAAUGGCAGCGGCAAUAAAAGCGUACCACUGGAUCCAUUUGGUGCGUUAUAAAGCGGCACUCAUCCAAGCCACACACACCCACACUUUAAGCGCUCUAACCUCAUAGAAAGCAGACAAACACCCACACACAUAAUAAAAUAUUAUAAAUUAUAUAUAUAUAUAUUGAAAAAUCUAAAAAUGUUUAUACUAUGCUACACAGAAAUGCUAAAGUAAAAAAAAUGUUUAUGGAAAUGGCACUAAAAGCUAAAAGAACGGAAAAGAAAAGAUUAUAUUAUAAUGUUGAACGAAAAAAAACAAACAAAA